CCCCCACCGAUCGGAUCUCCCACUCUACAACAACUGAACUCUUAGGGAAGAGAAGCGAAACAGGAAUGUAAAGAUCUCCGAUGGCGGUGCCGCGACGAAACGACUGAGGGGCUCGGGAAGCGGGAAACGGAGAUGGGGCAGAAGGGAAUACCGGACUGGCUUAAUAGCUCUCUCUGGUCCUCGAAUCCCACCUCGUAUGCCGGCGAUCGUUUCCGCGGGUCCUCCCCCAAAGCCCCGACCGAAACCCUAAAGCCCGAGUCCCCAACUCGAGCUCCAGUCCCCGAGCCACCGCCUGCUCGCCGAUCUCCUCCGCGGUCGCCGCGUCCGCAGCCGGCAGAGGUCCCGAGGCCGGAGGUGGCUCCCCCGGCCCUUGAUCCGAGCCCCUCCUCGCGGUUCUCGCCGGAAGAGAUCUCCCGCCAGUCCCAGCUCCUGGCUGAGCUAUCGAAGAAGGUUAUAAAUAUUGAAGAAGUGCGGAGAUUGGCUUGGCAAGGUAUUCCGGAUGGGGCUGGGAUUCGUUCCAUGGUUUGGAAGCUUCUCUUGGGUUAUUUGCCGGAUGAUCGUGGAUUAUGGGCACAAGAGUUGGAGAAGAAGCGGUCUCAGUAUGAGGCUUUUAAAGAUGAGUUUUUGGUGAAUCCUUCAGAAGUGGCAAGGAGGUUGGAAGAAUCUGCUGGUCACCAAUAUGAAGAGUUGGAAGGUGGAAAUAGUGGCUUGCUUUCAAGAUCAGAGAUAACUCAUGGAGAGCACCCGCUGAGCCUUGGAAAAACUAGUCUGUGGAAUCAAUUUUUUCAGGAUACAGAGAUUAUAGAGCAGAUUGAUCGAGAUGUAAAGCGCACCCAUCCUGAUAUGCACUUUUUCUCUGGGGACUCAUCCUUUGCAAACUCUAAUCAGGAAGCCUUAAGGCGCAUACUUAUCAUCUUUGCAAAGUUAAAUCCAGGAAUAAGAUAUGUACAAGGGAUGAAUGAAGUUUUGGCACCUCUUUUUUAUGUCUUUCGGAAUGAUCCAGAUGAGAAUAAUGCUAUCUGUGCUGAGGCGGAUGCAUUCUUUUGUUUCGUUGAGUUAUUAAGUGAAUUCAGGGACAAUUUCUGCCAGAAACUUGACAAUAGUGUUGUUGGAAUUCGUGCUACAAUUACUAAAUUGUCACAGCUUCUAAAGAAACAUGAUGGAGAGCUUUGGCGUCAUUUGGAGAUCACAACAAAAGUCAAUCCACAAUUUUAUGCAUUUAGAUGGAUUACUCUACUAUUGACACAAGAAUUCAAUUUUGCCGAUGGCCUUCACAUCUGGGACACACUAUUAAGUGAUGCUGAAGGCCCUCAGGAAACAUUACUUCGAAUAUGCUGUGCCAUGCUGAUCCUGGUUAGAAGACGUCUCUUGGCAGGCGACUUCACUUCCAAUCUCAAACUGUUGCAGAAGUAUCCAUCUACAAACAUCAGUCAUCUCCUCUAUGUUGCUAACAAGUUGCGUGGGCCAUCGGCUGGUUAACUUCCAUAUUGCUGUCCUUUAAACAUUCAUGUGAUUGUAAAUCUGUUGAACAAUGUAAAUGCUUGUUCAAGUUUGUAGCAGCAGCAAACAGUUGCAUGUUCUUUUCAGUGCAUUUCAAUGUAGGCUGUCCUCCUUUUCAUCAUUCCUUUGUCACAAUGUGAUGCUGUGAAGUUGCUUUCACAUAUGAAAGAUAGAAUCUCUUAUGUUGUCCACUCAGUUUUUAUUAUAUUUGAAAUCCCUGCAGUUUGUCU
Messenger RNA from Elaeis guineensis (African oil palm), 1730 nucleotides. RefSeq lists its product as uncharacterized. Gene Ontology annotation, molecular function: GTPase activator activity. The record is from RefSeq and is a predicted model, not a curated record. Lineage: Eukaryota; Viridiplantae; Streptophyta; Magnoliopsida; Arecales; Arecaceae. Gene Ontology annotation, biological process: intracellular protein transport; activation of GTPase activity.